Messenger RNA from Chlorocebus sabaeus (green monkey), 4320 nucleotides. RefSeq names its product selenoprotein N (gene SELENON). Gene Ontology annotation, molecular function: calcium ion binding. Gene Ontology annotation, biological process: skeletal muscle fiber development; calcium ion homeostasis. Gene Ontology annotation, cellular component: endoplasmic reticulum membrane. The record is from RefSeq and is a predicted model, not a curated record. NCBI's taxonomy places the organism in Eukaryota, Metazoa, Chordata, Mammalia, Primates, Cercopithecidae.
AUGCCCCUCAGCAGUCUCUGGCCUCGUACACGGCUGCCAGCAGAGGCGGACACCAGGCCUCAGUGGCCCUCGACGCCCCUUCUCCAGGAGAGCACAGGCCGCCGCCAGCCGCAGCCAUUAGCCGCCCGGCCGGGCUGGUCGCGCGGGCCGCCCAGCCCCGGCCUCGCCGCGCAGCCUCCCGCGCCACCGCGCCGCCGCGCCCGCUCCCUGGCGCUGCUCGGAGCCCUGCUGGCCGCCGCCGCCGCCGCCGCCGUCCGGGUCUGCGCCCGCCACGCCGAGGCCCAGGAGGCCGCGCGGCAGGAAUCAGCGCUGAAGACCCUGGGGACAGAUGGCCUUUUUCUCUUUUCCUCCUUGGACAUUGACGGGGAUAUGUACAUCAGCCCUGAGGAGUUCAAACCCAUUGCUGAGAAGCUAACAGGGUCAACUCCUGCGGCCAGCUACGAGGAGGAGGAGUUGCCCCCUGACCCUAGCGAGGAGACACUCACCAUAGAAGCCCGAUUCCAGCCUCUGCUCCCGGAGACCAUGACCAAAAGCAAAGAUGGCUUCCUAGGGGUUUCCCGCCUUGCCCUGUCCGGCCUCCGAAACUGGACGGCCGCAGCCUCGCCAAGUGCAGUGUUUUCCGCCCGCCACUUCCAGCCCUUCCUUCCCCCGCCAGGCCAGGAGCUGGGCGAGCCCUGGUGGAUCAUCCCCAGUGAGCUGAGCGUGUUCACUGGCUACCUAUCCAACAACCGCUUCUAUCCGCCGCCGCCCAAGGGCAAGGAGGUCAUCAUCCACCGGCUCCUGAGCAUGUUCCACCCUCGACCCUUUGUGAAGACCCGCUUUGCCCCUCAGGGGGCCGUGGCCUGCCUGACUGCCAUCAGUGACUUCUACUACACCGUGAUGUUCCGGAUCCACGCCGAGUUCCAGCUCAGUGAGCCGCCCGACUUCCCCUUCUGGUUCUCCCCGGGUCAGUUCACCGGCCACAUCAUCCUCUCCAAAGACGCCACCCACGUCCGCGACUUCCGGCUCUUCGUGCCCAACCACAGGUCUCUGAAUGUGGACAUGGAGUGGCUUUAUGGGGCCAGUGAAAGCAGCAACAUGGAGGUGGACAUCGGCUACAUACCCCAGAUGGAGCUGGAGGCCAUGGGCCCCUCAGUGCCCUCGGUGAUCCUGGAUAAGGAUGGCAGCGUGAUCGACAGCCACCUGCCCUCGGGGGAGUCCCUGCAGUUUGUGUUUGAGGAGAUCAAGUGGCAGCAGGAGCUGAGCUGGGAGGAGGCUGCCCGGCGCCUGGAGGUGGCCAUGUACCCCUUCAAGAAGGUCUCCUACUUGCCGUUCACUGAGGCCUUCGACCGAGCCAAGGCUGAGAACAAGCUGGUGCACUCGAUCCUGCUGUGGGGGGCUCUGGACGACCAGUCCUGCUGAGGUUCAGGGCGGACUCUCCGGGAGACUGUCCUGGAAAGUUCGCCCAUCCUCACCCUGCUCAACGAGAGCUUCAUCAGCACCUGGUCCCUGGUGAAGGAGCUGGAGGAGCUGCAGAACAACCAGGAGAACCCAUCCCAUCAGAAGCUGGCUGGCCUGCACCUGGAGAAGUACAGCUUCCCAGUGGAGAUGAUGAUCUGCCUGCCCAAUGGCACUGUGGUCCACCACAUCAAUGCCAACUACUUCUUGGACAUCACCUCCAUGAAGCCCGAGGAAGUCGAGAGCAAUCUCUUCAGCUUCUCAUCCACCUUUGAAGACCCAUCCACGGCCACCUACAUGCAGUUCCUGAAGGAGGGACUCCGGCGUGGCCUGCCCCUCCUCCAGCCCUAGAGUGCCUGCGGGGCCGGACAGUAUCUGAUGCACAGGCCCCCGCACGCCAGAGCCAGAGUGUUCCUCAGCCCAUUUCAGACUGCAGAUGCCGCCUACUCCCACCCCACUCCUAGGCUGCCUUGGGGGGUACAAGCUCCACUGAGGGUGGCCACCACAGCCCUGGCUCCAUGGUGGCAGGUAGACAAGGGGUGCCUGGGCUGGCUGGGCAGAGGAACCUCUAGCUCUGACUGUCACUCUCCGCUCUCCCUACCCAUUUGGCUCUGGAAAGCUGCUUGGCACCCCCAGAUGAGGGCCUGGGUGAACUCUCUGGACCUUUUCCAGUGAGCCGCACAGUCUAGGCCCUUGUUGGGUGAAGAAUGGAAGGAGGAGCAGGCUAGGAAGACAGGGCCACCACCCUCCUUGCUUUCAGCCCUUCCCACAGGAAACAUCAAGAAGCCCCAGCCAGGAGGGGCCAGGCUUCCAAGGCGGCUCUCCUGUUUAUCUAGAGCCUUCGUUCCUGGCCAUACCCUGGGCUGCCCUCCUGUGCCUGAUGUCCCCAGCUGGGGUCGGUCUCAGCAGGAGCCAGUCUUCUGGAGCCUCUGGGCAGAACCCUCCAUUGAAGCGGAAAUCAGACUGGACCCCCUGCGGCUUCCCUGACCAUGCCACUGACCAGAUGUCUGGGGAAGUUUACUGUGAAGGGGCUUCUGCCUUUAGCAAUGGGGCACACUAAGGGGGUUCCCGAGGCCUAGAGCCAAAGCACUCCCACCACCUACCUUAGCACAGGGUCUCCACAGGACUGCGGGAGCCAGCGCUUCUGCUGCCCCUCCUGUCCCUCAGACCUCGCAUGCACAGAAGCACAGCCCGGUCAAAGACCACAGCCUUCUCCAGAGCCGGCGCUGUCCGGCAACCAGGGUGCCCCAGGCUAGCUCUUCUACCACUGGGGCACCACGGACUCCCCUUGGCCACUCUUGGGACUUUGGUCCACGUCCUGAGCCACUGACCACGGCCAGUCUUUCUUUUUAUAUGUGCAGAAAAGUGUUUUUAUACAAACUUUCUCAUGGUUUGUAGGUAUUUUUUUAUAACCCCAGUGCUGAGGAGAAAGGAGGGGCAGUGGCUUCCCCGGCAGCAGCCCCAUGAUGGCUGAAUCCGAAAUCCUCGAUGGGUCCAGCUUGAUGUCUUUGCAGCUGCACCUAUGGGAAGAAAUAGUCCUCUCUUCCUUCUCCUCUUCAACUUUUUAAAAACAGUCCUCAGAGGAUCCACGACCCCCCAGCACUGUCCCAUCCUCUCCACGCAGGCCCACAGGCGCACCCGCACUCUUUCAUUAAGGCCUUGAAGUCAGGCUGCCCCCUCCCCAGCCCCCAGUUCUCUCCUCACCCUCUCACCCCACCCGGGGCUCACUCUUAAACCUGGCUGUGGAAGAAGGAAGGCAGACAUCUCUGCAGCCACUCCUGGGCCUUCUAUUCGCCGAGUUACCCCGCUUGCCUUGGGCGUGUUCUCUGAGCCUUCCCUGAGCCUUCCCCAGCCAGUCUUGUUCUCAGUUUUGUUUUGUAUUGUUUUGAGAUGGAGUCUUGCUCUGUCACUCAGGCUGGAGUGCUAUGGCUUGAUCUUGGCUCGCUGCAACCCCCACCCCCCAACCCUGGUUCAAGCAAUUCUGCCUCAGCCUCCCGAGUAGCUGGGAUUACAGGUGCAUGCCACCACACCCGCCUAAUUUUUGUAUUUUUAGUAGAGAUGGGGUUUCACCAUAUUGGUCAGGCUGGUCUGAACUCCUGAACUCAGGUGAUCCACCCGCCUCAGCCUCCCAAAUUGCUGGGAUUACAGGCGUGAGCCACACGCCCAACUUUGUUCUUAAUUUUGUAUUAUCCAAUCAUUGCUAAUAUUACAUGCACUUUCUCACUUAAUCCUCACGACACGCUUGUGAGGCAGAUGCUCAUUGUUCCCAUCUUGAUGAAACUUGAGUCUCAGGGAGGUGAAGUGACUUGCCCAGGGUCACUCAGCCAGGUAGAGUUCAGAUUCAAACCCACAUGUGGCUCCAAAGCCUACGUCUGGAUUUGGGGGUGUUUUUUGGCACAGCACCAUCGCCUCUCUCCCUGCCUGUUUUCCCCAAAAUGGAAAGGAAGGCCUUUUAAACCAGAGUGUCUCACUCCCCUCUGACCUCCAGGCCAGGCAUGAGCCAGCCAGCUCAGCCAGGCUCCCUGUGUCCUGAGAGGAAGUGCCCCCAUCCCCCAUGCCCCUUAUGGGGAGGGAGGGCACCUGAUGUUCUCUGCGCCUCCCCCAUCCUGUCAGGCACUGGUGGGAGGGCAGGGGAGCCCCUGCGAACCCUUCUCCCGCUGCUCUGGGAGAGUCAGUUCCGCAAUGAGCCAGCCUAGUCCCAUGGAAAAUGCUGGUGGCCUGGGCCUUCUGAGGCCUCAUCUGAUGCCUCUGUAGUUCCUGUCCCCCACCAGGCCUUGAGGCUCAGGAUAGGAGAGGGCCCCUGGCUGCCCUCCUGUCACUCCUCUGCCACUUCCCUCCCCUGUCCCCAACAUGCCCUAUAAUAAAAUUAGAGAAGACUGACUA